AUGGCCAGCGAAAACUUUUUGAUCCUUGACUCUGUCUUCAAAGGCAACGGCUUCACUUAUUCAGGAAGAUUAAAAUCCAGGCGGACUAAGUGGAAUGUCCGUGCCUCUGAAAUGUCCAAGCGAACCUUCAAUCCAAUCAGGGCAAUUGUGGACAAUAUGAGGAUUGAGCCAAACCCCAACAAAGCCAUGAUCUCCUUGUCUAUCGGUGAUCCCACCGUUUUUGGAAACCUUCCAACUGAUGACAAGGUUUUACAAGCCAUGAAAGAUGCAGUGGAUUCAGGCAGAUUCAAUGGCUAUGCAUCGUCUAUAGGCUAUCAAAGCAGCAGGGAUGCAGUGGCUAAUUUUUACAGCUGUCCUGAAUCACCUCUUGAAGCAAAGGAUGUGAUUUUGACAAGUGGCUGCAGUCAAGCCAUUGAAUUGGCCAUCUCUGUAUUGGCAAAUCCGGGCCAAAAUAUCCUGAUUCCCAGGCCUGGCUUCUCUCUCUAUAAAACACUGGCAGUGUCCCUGGGCAUUGAAAUCAAACACUACAACUUACUGCCAGAGAGAUCAUGGGAAAUUGAUCUGAAACAAAUGGAAGCAUUGAUUGAUGAUAAAACUGCCUGCAUCAUUGUGAAUAAUCCCUCCAAUCCAUGUGGCUCUGUGUUCAGUAAAUCCCAUCUCCAAAAGAUUCUCGCUGUUGCAGCAAGGAACUACCUUCCAAUCCUGGCUGAUGAAAUCUAUGAAGAUAUGGUCUUCCCUGAGUGCAAGUUCAUUGCCCUUAGCUCACUGAGCAGCAAUGUCCCAAUCCUGUCCUGUGGUGGUCUGGCCAAACGGUGGCUUGUACCUGGCUGGCGAAUGGGCUGGAUUCUCAUACACGACCGAAGCAAUAUCUUUAACAGAGAGAUUCGAGCUGGCUUAGUCUCUUUGAGUCAAAGAAUUCUUGGCCCUUGCACAAUUGUACAAGGAGCACUGGAAAAUAUUCUGAACAAAACACCUGAAGAGUUUUAUGAUGGAACCAUCAGCUUCCUGAAGUCCAACGCUGACCUGUGUUUUGAUGCUCUCUCAAUGGUUCCUGGCUUACAGCCAAUCAGACCGUGCGGAGCCAUGUACUUGAUGGUUGGAAUUGAUGUGGAUGAUUUUCCAGAAUUUGAGAGUGACAUUGACUUUACUGAAAGGUUGAUCGCGGAACAGUCAGUUUUCUGUCUUCCUGCAACGUGCUUCGAAUAUCCAAACUUCUUCAGAGUGGUGUUAACUGUUCCAGAAGGCUUAAUGCUUGAGGCUUGUCACCGCAUUCGUGAAUUCUGUGAGGAACAUUUUCAACCUCAAGAGAAUUGCACCACAGCUGAUAUUGAAUGCGACAAAUGA
Messenger RNA from Hemiscyllium ocellatum (epaulette shark), 1344 nucleotides. It is a transcript of the gene tat, whose product is annotated as tyrosine aminotransferase. Gene Ontology annotation, molecular function: L-tyrosine:2-oxoglutarate transaminase activity; pyridoxal phosphate binding. The transcript has 11 exons. The coding region runs from base 1 to 1344 and encodes 447 amino acids. Gene Ontology annotation, biological process: biosynthetic process; aromatic amino acid metabolic process. Lineage: Eukaryota; Metazoa; Chordata; Chondrichthyes; Orectolobiformes; Hemiscylliidae. The record is from RefSeq and is a predicted model, not a curated record.